Aplysia californica (California sea hare) is the source of this 2624-nucleotide messenger RNA. Its product is annotated as filaggrin-2. Gene Ontology annotation, molecular function: chitin binding. The record is from RefSeq and is a predicted model, not a curated record. Gene Ontology annotation, cellular component: extracellular region. NCBI's taxonomy places the organism in Eukaryota, Metazoa, Mollusca, Gastropoda, Aplysiida, Aplysiidae.
GAUGAUUAUGAUCACGAGUACCCUUCUUACGACUACUACUAUGAAGACGGUUCGUCCGAUUACGAUUCUGGUAAAGACAAGCAUUAUUCUGCUGGAAGCGGAGACUACGACGCUCACAAAGGCAGCGAAUACGACUACAAGAACUGGGGCCAUGUUUGCUCGUCCGAGUACAACCACGAGCCUGUCGUGUGGGACAAGCACUGCCGGAUGUUCUGGAGGUGUGACAAGUACAGGGGGGUCAAGGCGAAACGACUGUUGUACAUCACUUCCACCACGAAUCGAACACUGGGAUGAGAAGAAGCGGGGAUCUGACGCUCGACAGUAGCGGUUCACCUAAAGGCGACCAUCACGUGAGCAAACGACGCGCAGAGUGGCCGAAUCAAGGCACGCUCUCUCAUUGGACCAAUAUUAUUAUCUCUAAGAUAGGAGAGCUCUCACAACGCUCUCCCCAAGCGAAGUCCCUUUCGCACCAUAAUGGCGUCCAUGAGGUCACGGCGUUGGAUCAGUUCAGCAGUGUGGGAGACUUGGUGGAGAAGACGAGAGAGGAAAACUUUCGCCAGUUCUUGAAUCGGAACGAGCUCUUGAGAGAGAGGAUUGCGGACGGGCUGAGAGGUGACGCCGUUUGGAGGAACUGGCUCUCUGCGAGGGGUGGAGACACCACGGACGAUGCGACGGGUAACAGCAUCGAGAAGGGAACCUAUUCCGCCACGGAUCAUACCCACGAUUCUGCAGGAAUUAGCAGCGGUCAUACUGGUGAAGUCGAGACUGGAACAUCUGCCACGGAACAUGCUGACAAUGCUACAGAAAACGUCAAAGGUCAAGGAGAGGGAAAAGGUCAAGGAAAUGGCAACGGUAAAAGACCACCUGGCAAAGGUCGUGGCAUGACAAUAACUCACACACACGACGGCGUGACACACACUCACGUCUUCGACGAGUCCGGCGUGCAGAUAGACAACCACUCCCACAGACACGCCGGUGUCAACGACGCGCUGGCAAAGGAUGACCAGGCGGAGGAGGGUCAUGACGUCACAGACAAGACCGUGCCCUCUCUGGAACCUCAGAACGUAACACGUCAUGAGCAUGACGGCUCAACGCACGCACAUCAAAUACCGCCACUCACUCCUCAUAGCUUUACACAUACUCACGACGGUUCAACACACACGCAUCUUCAUCACCUACCCCCACUCACUCCUCACACAUUCACACAUACACACGAUGGUUCAACACACACUCAUCACCACAUACCCUCACUCACUCCUCACACUUUUACACAUACCCAUGACGGAUCAACACACACGCAUCAUCAAAUUCCCCCACUCACCCCUCACACUUUCACACACACCCACGACGGAUCCACACACACCCACCACAUAUCAGCUGAUGGUCAGUUCAGCGAUAACACGGGACACACUCACUUUGCUCCUCAUGAGAAUGACAAGACGGAUAGACCACGCAACAGUGCGUCACAUGAUGGGGAAUCUUUCACUCACACACAUGACGGUGUUACACACACACAUGAUAGUGACUCACACACUCAUGAUAAUGACUCUCACACACACGAUAGUGAUUCUCACAUACACGAGAGUGACAAACACACGCAUGACAGUGACUCACACACCCAUAAUAGUGGCUCAUAUGUACACGAUAGUGACUCUCAUACCCAUGACAGCGUUACACACACCCAUAACGGCGUUGCUCACACUCAUAACGGGUUUACACACAUCCAUGAUAGUGACUCACAGACACACGAUAGUGAAUCACACACACAUAAUAGCGUUACACACACUCACAACGGCGUCAGACACACACAUUACUGGAACUCUGACCAAACUCAUGCGGACACCCCAUCACCAAGGAAGACCUCUUCAGGUGGAGCAGGUGAAAACUUGAACUCCGCCGGCUCGGAUCGGAGUGAGGCUCAAAUCAACGGCCACCCUUCUUAUGGUGUUCCCAGUUCUUCUACUGCUCGUGGGGAUAAAUUAAACGUAACAUUCGAGCCUCCCUCGAACACCAGCUCCUCCGACUCUGAUAAAUCGAAGAGCACCCCGAGUGCGAGGAAUCAUUCGAAUGUUCCUCCGAAUACUCGAGGUUCGUCCGUUGCUGCAACACCCAGUCGUAGGGGACAUGGGAAUCCUCGGAAGCGUCAGGCCGAAGAAUCGCCGAAUAAUUCGGAUGGGUCCUACUUUCGGGUCGUCCGCAAGAAGCUCCCAGGUGGAUGGAGUGUGACUCACACGCACGGCGGAGUCGCCCACUCCCACUUCGUUAACGAAGACGGGACAACGAGAGGCCGUGCCCACCACAAACACGACCACAAGACGACCGUGAGACACCAACACAGCAGCGGCAGCGUCCCUAGCAACGGCGGCGGCGGCGGAAGUUGGGCCACAAUGACUCGCUCUCACGACGGUUCUUCUAGCCACACAAGUCACGGGACGGAAGACGACGAUUUUUUCGAGAGUUCGGGGUACUCUCAUUCCUCGCAGUCACACUCCUCUAGUUCUUCUUUUUCCCACACUCACGACGGCUCCACACAUACACAUUACGGAAACGACGACUGGGAAUAAUGAACAUAUUAUUAUUGUAAUCACCAUCAACAUCAUCAUCUUCAUCAUAAGCAGCAGCAG